AUGUUAAUUUAUUCAUUUGAAAUAUAUAAAAGUAUCGUUCAACAUCAUGUGAUUUAUGGUGAAUGGAAAAGAUUAAAAUAUUAUGCGAUGAUUUCUUUUCUGUUUCCUUUAUUCGUGGGAAUUGUACCGCCUUAUUUGAUUGCUGAUAAAGAUGGUGGAGUUGCCCCGGGAGCAUUUUUUUGUAUACUUAAUAAACCAAGUAUACCAUUGGUAUUUGUUAGUAUUGCGGGAUGGAAUACAGUAUUAAGUUUAUUUGGAAUUUAUUUUUCACUACGAACACUUAUAGUUGUAGCAAAAUUAUUCUUUGUUCAUGGAUUUUAUGUCAAUUUCAGAUUUUCCACACCUGUAAAUGAGAAUAACCAUAACAUAUCUUCAAGUGGAUCAUCAUCAUCUUCAAUAUCUCAUAAUUCUCUAAGUCAUUCUAGAAGUCGAUCGAUUUCAAGUUCUAAAAUACCUAUUUACGUAUUUUUUAGAUUAACCUUAUUUUUUAUAAUGUAUUGUGGAAUAACCGUAAUAAUUUAUGGAAGAUGUUUAAUAAUUGGUCUUAAACAAGAAGAUGAUUUGAAUGUUAAAGAACCAAAAUAUAUUGGAUAUAUUACUGCAUCAUUGGGAAUAGUAAUAUUUUUAAUAUUUGGAACUUCAAUGGAAGCGGGAAGAGCUUAUUGGGGAUUUCUUUCAAUUAUAUUAAAUUGGUUUAAUUGGGUUACUUGUUUUAAGAAAAUUUUGCGUGACGAUAGUUUUGGUGAUUGGGAAACUAAACAAAAGCAACAAAUGAGAAGAGAUACUGGAGAGACUGAAGAGGAACGAGAAGAUUCAACAGUUAUAGAUGAACAAAUUAUUAAUCGAGAAGUUAGUAUGGUUACUAAUAGGGAAAUAACUAUGAAUAAUACAACUAUUGAUAUUGAACAAGAUAAUAAUAGAGAAAUAAUAACAGCGACAGGUGAAAUCGAUGAAAAACAUAAUCAGGAAUAA
Molecule: messenger RNA, 972 nt
Organism: Diversispora eburnea
Lineage: Eukaryota; Fungi; Glomeromycota; Glomeromycetes; Diversisporales; Diversisporaceae
Source: the annotation of a GenBank genome assembly